Cyclopterus lumpus (lumpfish) is the source of this 1775-nucleotide messenger RNA. It is a transcript of the gene ahsa1b, whose product is annotated as AHA1, activator of heat shock protein ATPase homolog 1b. Gene Ontology annotation, cellular component: cytosol. The transcript has 9 exons. Lineage: Eukaryota; Metazoa; Chordata; Actinopteri; Perciformes; Cyclopteridae. The record is from RefSeq and is a predicted model, not a curated record. Gene Ontology annotation, biological process: protein folding; positive regulation of ATP-dependent activity. Bases 211 to 1224 code for a protein of 337 amino acids. Gene Ontology annotation, molecular function: ATPase activator activity; protein-folding chaperone binding.
AGGAAAGACAAGGGAACCGCUUCCGCCGGCGUCACUUCCGUUUCCAGAGAGUUCCCCGAACACACGGAGGACAAACGCAGGAGCACCGCGAGAGCGAGCGAGCAGCCGGAGGAGGCUUCUAGAAACAACGUGCACCGGGACCGACCGACCGACCGACCGACCGGCGGAGAACCAACAACCCGCUUUCCUGCGCGACGUGACUGACCGAAAAUGGCGAAGUGGGGGGAAGGAGACCCGCGAUGGAUCGUGGAGGAGAGAGCCGACGCGACCAACGUCAACAACUGGCACUGGACCGAACGGGACGCGACCACCUGGUCGUCGGACAAGUUGAAAGCUCUGCUGCUCGGCCUGAGCGUGGAGAGCGACGAGGGGCGCUGCGAGGUCACGGAGGUCAGCAAGGCGGAGGGAGAGGCCUCCAUCAACAACCGCAAAGGGAAGCUCAUCUUCUUCUACGAGUGGAGCCUGAAGGCCACGUGGACCGGAGAGUCCAAAGCAGGAGUCAAAUCCACGGGAACCAUCGAGGUUCCCAACCUGUCUGACGAGAACGACAUGGAGGACCUGGACAUCUCCGUAUCUCUGAAUAAAGACGAGCCUGAAACGCCGCUGACCGACCUGAUGAAGAAACUCGGGGUGGAGAAGAUCCGGGAGGUGCUGGGCAGCUACGUCGGGUUCCUGAAGACAGAGUUCACUCAGGGGAUGAUCCUCCCCACGGCCAACGGCCUCAAGUGCUCCUCACAGUCCAAAGCCACGCUGGACAAGACCCGGAUCUCGUCCUCCUCCUCCGGCUCUUCUGCUCCCGUCAACACCGGCGUGAAGAUCCCAACCUGCAAGUUCAGCAUGAGGGAAAAGUUCCUCACGUCGCCGGCUGACCUCUACCGGGUGUUCCUCAACCAGGAGAUGACGCAGGCGUUCACUCACGCUCCGGCCACGGUGGACGGAGAGAAGGGAGGGAAGUUCCGUCUGCUGGAAGGAAACGUGUUUGGUGAAUUCACAGAGCUGGUUCCCGAUGAGAAGAUCGUGAUGAAGUGGCGGUAUAACAACUGGCCCUGUGAGCAUUACUCCACCAUCACCAUGUCGUUCUGGGACCGGAGCAGCGAGACGGAGCUGAAGGUGGAGUGUCGCGGCGUCCCGGAGGACGAGGAGGAGCGGACCAAGGAGGGCUGGAGGAGAUACUACUUUGAGGCUAUCAGACAGACUUUUGGCUACGGAGCGCGGCUCUACUGAGCGCUGCUGCCGGAGCUCCUCGUCUUCAUCUUCAUCUUCUUCUUCCUCUCUGUUUUUGGAUAUUUUUUAACUUCUCGUAGCCAGAGUCGACUAACGGACGGUCUCGAGCGUAAAUGUUUUAACGUGUCGGCGUAUUGAUUCUCGAUCGGCCCCCGUCAGUAUUUGAGGAGCCUUCGGGACUCUGGAUUAAAUAAAGCAAAGAAGGAUCCAUUGAACCACUCGAGCUAAUUGGCCCCCAACGUCUAUGAAUAUGUAAUUACUGCAGGAGUUAGAAUACAUGUUUGGUUUUCUUUUACAGGGACCCCCCCACCCUGAUAUUAUUAUGUUUUUUCUUAUUAUAAGUGUAGUGAAGAUGCAUGUUUCAUUUCAGCCGGAGGAACUCUGAAGUCUUUUCUUUGUUCAUUAGAUCAAACUCGUGCACAGCUUCACCGUAUUCGGCUUCAACAUUUCCAGUAAAAAAAGAAAAGGAGUUGUUCAGAGUGAAACGCAUCUAUUUAUUCAUUAUUCACGGUUAGUUUCUUGGAAUAAACCAAUCCCUGGAUGCUCUUGAA